Messenger RNA from Drosophila ficusphila, 1200 nucleotides. Its product is annotated as inositol monophosphatase 1. The record is from RefSeq and is a predicted model, not a curated record. Gene Ontology annotation, molecular function: inositol monophosphate 1-phosphatase activity. Gene Ontology annotation, biological process: inositol metabolic process; phosphatidylinositol phosphate biosynthetic process; signal transduction. Lineage: Eukaryota; Metazoa; Arthropoda; Insecta; Diptera; Drosophilidae. The transcript has 4 exons. The coding region runs from base 121 to 957 and encodes 278 amino acids.
AACGGUUGCAAUUCUCGGUCACUUUGUAGAUACUAGUAUAAUUAAAUUAAAACUUGUAUUUUUCGGAUUGAUAGCGAUUCAUUGCAAAUCGGGAAACCUCACAGAAAGCACCACUGCAAAAUGGCUGAUAACGUGGACCUGGAAAAGUGCUUCGAGGUGGUCAGCAAUCUGGUCUCCGAGGCUGGAAGGCUCAUCGCUCGUCGCAAUGAAACCCGUCAGGAAUUUGUGUGCAAAAGCAACGACAUUGAUUUGGUGACCCAAACGGACAAGGAGGUGGAGCAGCUGUUGAUGGACGGAAUUCGCCGGCAUUUUCCGGAUCACAAGUUUAUUGGAGAGGAGGAGAGCAGUGGGGAGGAGGGCGUUAAAAAGCUGACGGAUGACCCCACCUGGAUCAUCGAUCCCGUGGAUGGCACUAUGAAUUUCGUUCACGCCUUUCCCCACUCGUGCAUUUCCGUGGGUCUGAAGGUGAACAAGGUCACGGAGUUGGGUCUGGUCUACAACCCGAUCUUGGAGCAACGCUUCACCGCGAGGCGAGGACAUGGAGCCUUCUACAAUGGCCGCAGGAUCCAUGUGAGUGGCCAGCAGGAACUGGGAAAGGCUCUGAUCACCAGUGAGUUUGGAACCACUCGUGAUGAGGCCAAGAUGAAGGUCGUCAACGAGAACUUUGAAAAAAUGGCCAAAAAGGCGCACGGUUUACGAGUCCUGGGUUCGGCUGCCCUCAACAUGUCCAUGGUGGCCUUGGGAGCCGCUGAUGCCAACUAUGAAUUUGGCAUUCAUGCCUGGGACGUCUGUGCCGGGGACUUGAUUGUUCGCGAGGCCGGAGGAGUGGUAAUCGAUCCAGCUGGCGGGGAAUUCGAUAUCAUGUCGCGAAGGGUCCUGGCAGCAGCCACGCCCCAACUGGCCCAGGAAAUCAGCAAAGUGCUAACCCAGUUCCAUCCCCUACCCCGCGAUGAUUGAAGACCAACAGCUACUUAACCAAUGGCAUUUUGCGCGCAUAUACUUAUAUAGGUAAUGGAACUAUGUAUGUAACUCCAUUCCGUACUAACCACUUGAAGGCAUUUCGAUUGAACCGACCAUGUACCUAACAAAGAAAAUGAAUACGCCUAGUCAUGGAUAUUCCAACUAAAUCGUUUUAUGUAAACAAGAAGUGGAAAUGGAACUUUUCCAAAGAUAUGAUUAAAGAUUGUUGACAAAACAAAA